Arabidopsis arenosa is the source of this 1317-nucleotide messenger RNA. The record is from the annotation of a GenBank genome assembly. NCBI's taxonomy places the organism in Eukaryota, Viridiplantae, Streptophyta, Magnoliopsida, Brassicales, Brassicaceae.
CACCGGAUUCCAAAACGCCACGGCGGGGCAAGCGCCCAACAAGGUCACCGGACUUUUUCUCUGCCGCGGAGACUUGUCGCCGGAAGCUUGCCGCAGCUGCGUCAUCUUUUCCGUCAACCAAACCUUACUUAUGUGUCCGAAUGAGAGAGAAGCCGUGUUCUAUUACGAGGAGUGUAUGCUCAGAUACUCUCACAAGAAUAUUCUAUCGACCCUUAUAUACCAUGGAGGAUUCAUCAUGACGAACCCCAAUAAUAUUUCAUCUCAUCUAGAAGACCGAUUCGGAGAUUUUGUAUCGUCCACGAUGAACCAAGCUGCCGAGGAGGCAGUGAAUAAUUCUAGGAAGUUCUAUAAAAUAAGGGCCAACUGGACCGCACUCCGGAGUUUGUACGCACUGGUUCAGUGCACUCCUGAUCUUAGAAGACAAGACUGCUUGGCCUGUCUGCAAUACUCCAUCAAUGGAAUGCCUCUUUACAAAAUCGGAGGAAGACUUCUCUGGCCAAGCUGUAACUCAAGGUACGAGCUUUACCCGUUCUACAACGAAAGCGUCAUUGAAGCACCACCACCGCUGGAGUCGUUGGUGUCUACUCCUCCGAUGGCAUCUCCUUCAUUACCUGGGAAAGGUAGGAAUUCAAACGUGUUAGUGGUAGCCAUUGUUGUGCCUAUUAUAGUGGGUGUUCUGCUUUUCAUAGCUGGUUAUUGUUUCCUUGCAAAAAGGAAAAAGAAGUCUUUUGACACAGCACCUGCAUCUGAGGGAGGAGAUGAUAUAACAACCGCAGACUCACUACAGCUCGACUAUAGAACAAUCCAAACUGCAACAAAUGAUUUUGCAGAGAGUAAUAAGAUUGGUCGAGGUGGUUUUGGUGAGGUUUUCAAGGCUUGGAGGCUUUGGAAUAACAGAACAGCAUUAGACCUCGUGGAUCCACUUAUAACAGAUAAUUGCCAGAAUAGUGAAGUGGUGCGAUGCAUCCAUAUCGGUCUUUUAUGUGUUCAAGAAGAUCCUGUAAAGCGUCCUACAAUAUCAACCGUUUUCAUGAUGCUCACCAGUAAUACUGUGACUUUACCAGUGCCUCGACAACCAGGGUUUUUCAUUCAAAGUAGACCCGGAAAGGACCUGCCUGAUUCAGAUCAGUCUACCACGACCAAGUCUAUUCCAGCGUCUAUUGACGAUGAAUCGAUCACUGAUUUAUAUCCGCGCUAAAUAUGAUUUUAAUUAUCCUUCACGCUUGUAAUCAAGUUUAAGCAUAUAUUUACAUAUUUCUAGAUGUGAUCAACCCUAUGUAAUUUGUUUUGAUAUUUAAUUAAAGAACAACUAGUUCA